Messenger RNA from Tetrahymena thermophila SB210, 1554 nucleotides. Its product is annotated as cation transporter. Lineage: Eukaryota; Ciliophora; Oligohymenophorea; Hymenostomatida; Tetrahymenidae. The record is from RefSeq and is a predicted model, not a curated record. The transcript is spliced from 2 exons.
AUGAACUUAAAGAAGCUCUUUUUUUAAACAAAUAAAAAGCAAUUAGCUGCUUUAAUAACCAUCUGCAUUGUUUAUGGUAUUCACGGAACUGUUUUCAAUAGUAUUCCCUUUAUGUUUUAUAGGCCAGACAUAAUAUGCACAAAAAGUGAUGGAGUUCAAUACAAAUGUACUGAAGAAGAAAUGUGUAAAUUGAGAAAAUAAGACAGCUCUUUUUAAUAUCACUUCGAACCUUAUAACGACAUCCUAAGUAUACCUAUUGAGUAUGACUUAUUUUGUGACAGAAAAGUAAUGGAAGCUUCUAUGCAAACAUUAUCUACUAUUGGUUAAUUAUGCGGUUUCAUUCUUUCAUUUGUCUGGAACGUCCCAACUCAAAAAAAAUUUAAGGUCAUUUUGAUUACUUUAUACACUGAAGCUUUUUGCUUGAUUUCUUUAAUGCUAUUUGACAGUCUCUUUUUUGUUAAUUUUGCAUUGUUUGCUUAAAACUUUUGCUUUUCUUAUUUCUAUGCAAUUUUAUUUGUAUUUGCUUCAGAAUAUUUUUGUGAUACAAUUGCAGAUGCUGCUCCUAUUUUAACCAACUUUUUAUGGGCUUUCACUAUGAUAAUAUAUAUUACUUACGCAUAUUUUAAUGUCUACUGGCGUACUCAUUUAUCUUAGUUCAGUGGUAUCCCUCUCUUGAUCAUGACUUGCAUUUUCCAUUAUUACUGUAGCAAAGCCCCCAAGCGUUUUGAAGGUGGUGAUGGUUACACUUUCAAUGACUCCUUAAUAGCUGCUGAAGAGUCUUAAUAAUAAGGUGGAAACGGCCACACAAUUAAAUAAGAACCACGCUAAGAAGGAGUUUCUGUCAUUUAAGAGCUUUUGGAGCGUAUGAGAGAAAUUAAAAGUGACAAACAAUAAUUUAAAAAUUUAAUAGUUUAUAUGGUUUGCAAUGCUGGUUGUUAUGUAAGCUAUUUUGGUGUUUAUUUAGCUAUGAACAGACUCGAAGGUAAUUUAUAUGUAAACAGUUCAGUUUCAACUAUGUUUGAACUUUCUGGUGGAAUCUCUGCUGCUCUAUUAGUUUCUCGCUUUAAGCAUAAAUAAAUCCUCUUUUACACCUACGUUCUCAUAGGCUUUUCUUAUUUAUCAUGUCUUUUCUUUUAAAAUAGCUAAACUUUGGAGAACUUUGGUGUCUUAGGUUUAAUUUUAUCACUUCUACCUAUUAUUGUCUCUAAAGCAACUCAUGAAAUGCUUUUCCCUAUUUUUAUUUUAUAUCUACCUAAACUAUUAAAAUAAAAAUAUCACUAAUUUGCAUUUGCAGCUGCUAAUUUAAUUGGAGUUCUUACCAUGAAUGUACUUCCAUUUUAUCAAUAUUUUAUGGAAAUGUACUAGUUAAACUAGUUUGUUGGAUAUGGGCUUUUUAUGUUUGUUGUAGUUUUUCAAAUUGGUAAAAUUGUGGAAUUAGAUUAUGAAUCUCACUUAAGAGUUAAAGAAUCAUCUAUGUUUAAAAAGAAUUCUAACUCAUCUGAGAAUAAUCACGUUAACAUACAAAUGGAAAAUAUUGUAACAUUAAGUAAAUGA